ACCCAUUUUUUAAAAGUCGGCAUCAUGCUCCUUAUCUUAAGCAUUUUUUCAAAGUUGACACCUUAAAAAAAUUAUAAUAAAAAAGUAAAAUAAAAUUAAAAAUAAAAAACAGUUAAAAUGAGGACAAAAAAAUGCGACCGACUAAAACUAAAAUAACAAACUAAAAUUUGGAAAAAGCAUCUUAGGUUGAUUGUUUAUGCAAGAAAAACUUGGCCUUGCCUUGCCUUAAACGAACUUCUUUUUUUAAGCAACCCAAAAACUAAUCUUUUUCAUAUCUUUGAAGAUGGUCCAAAGAAAGGUGGGAAAUAAUAACAUCAUUAAAACAGAGAAAAUACAGGUUUACACAAAACCCUCUCUUCAAAACCACCAUAAUGGCAAUAUGAGUAAAGGGGCUGAUAUGAAUGGAAUAAAGAUGAAGAAAUCUCGGUCCAUCGAGGUUGGAUUCCGAUCAUCGUCGAAAGGCAGCCAUGAUGUGCUUCGUCGUCCUGGUAAACCACCCUCUCUUGGGUCAUCAACCCCCAAAACACAAUCAUCAAGUAAGUCUUCUGAUACUUCUCCAAAUUAUAUGAAGAGUACACGUAGUUAUGAGGCAAGGAAGGAGGAAAGACUGCAGAAAGUAGCAAAAACAUUGAGCAGAACAUCAUCUAGUUAUAAAAUAGUAAGGACUUUAUCAAAGGUCCCUAGCUUUAAGCACUGUGCAAGAACAACAACCUGUUCAUCAACCCUGAAAGAUUCGAAGUUUCCUCGUUACCUUAAACUCAAGCCAGGGGCUACUGAAGCUGAAGGAAGAUCAGUACCAAGAGUCUGCUCAUAUAAUCAUUGUUCCCUUAAUGGUGAUCACCAUAACCCUGCGCCUCCUCUGAAGCGUUUCAUGUCUACAAGACGGAGGCUGCUGAAGACUCAGAAGGUUGAUACACCGAAAGUUCUUUCCCCUCAUAAAGCAAAGCUAUCUGAAUGUAAGGGGAAAGGAAAACAGGAACAAAAGGAGGAUUUCUUUGUCGAAAUUUAUGUCUCAGACAGAGGGGUUGAUACACCAGUGUCUCAGAGCUUAUCAGAUGGACCAUGUUCUGAGAUUGAUCAAAGUGAAGAACCUAAUUAUUCAAACUUGAAUUUCUGUCCUAAAGAUGAAGAUUAUCCACUGAUAACAGUUCAGAGUUACCAAGAGGUUGAGAGCUCUCCCAGUGUCAGUUUGGAUGAGUUUAGCUGUGGAAACUCUGACAUAGAGUGGGAACAACAGGAGCAAACUUGUGUCAAUGACAACUGUGAAAUUCACGCUCAGAGCGAUUGCAGUUAUGAUGAAAAUAAAUCUGAUUUUGAGACAGGCAGUAGCCAUGGCGGGUACUUGGAGACAUGUCAUGAAUACCCACCAUAUGUUGAUGACGAAAUUGUGGAGUACCUAUGUUUCAGUGAUGCUGAUUCUUUACCAGAUUGCAAGUCCGCCCAGACAGGUGAAAGGAACAUAGAAGAGCCACUUAUGGUCGAAGAAAAGGAUGAAAUGAAUUCUGGAGCAAAGAAUGAGGUAGCUGAGGAGGAUUCUACCCUAGCAGAUGAAGCAACUGAACUUAACACCGAGGUAGAUGAGCCCACUAACACAAAAGGCGAAAUUAUCACUGACCUCAUCAAAGAAAUUACAGAGGCUCAAGACAAAGGUCUCGAUUCUUACCAGGAACCAGUUAAAACAGAGGGUGACCAAUGCGAAAAAUCAGAUGAAGACUACAAUAUAGGAGAAGCCAGAGAAGAAAAUGCUGCUGACCCUGGUAUGGAAGAAAGAGAGCCAAUUGAAGAAAUUACAGAGAUGCCACAAACAACUGAGAAAUUAGAAACCUCUGAUGCAAAGGAGGGAAUUUGCACGGCCAAUAAUGAUGAUCAAGACGGUACAGAUCACAGUGGUGAUUUUGCAACCCGUGCAGGACAGAAAGCGAAUGAAGCUGCAGUUGAGAUUUGUUUCAGUACAAGAUCAGAAAAAUGUGAAGAUGAAAAUGAUUCAAGUGAGCUUGAAUCAAAUGAGAACUACGUUGAAGGAGAUAAAGCAUCAGGAAUGGAAAACAGUAACAGCACAGAAGCAACCAGCAGAUGCACUUCCAACAAUGGAGAAUCUGAUGGCAACCAGGAGCUCAACAGCUGUAACAAAUUAAAGAGAGGGAUGAGAUGCAUGAAAGCAGAUGAAGAUGAUGAAGAGAGUCAAUUCAAUCCAAGAGGGCCAAAUUUUCUUGAUGUUGAACCUGAUCCAGAAGCAGAGAAAGUGGAUCUGAGGCACCAAGAGAUUGACGGUAGGAGAAAUGCAGAGGAAUGGAUGCUUGAUCAUGCACUGCAGAAGACAGUCAACCAACUCACUCCUUCUCAAAAGAGGAAGGUCGCAUUACUAGUUGAAGCCUAUGAAACUGUACUGCCAGUAGCAAAGGAUGAAUCCAUGAGGAAAAAUUCAUCAGAAUCUGACCAUGAAAAGCUUGACAUUCCUCCAGCUAGUUUAUGAUGUGUAAAUUCUACCAUCUACUAAUUUAACUUGCAUAUAGAUUAGUAAGAAGAAGAUCUGCUGCUCAGCUGUCUGGCAAAAGGCCAAUCAGAAUAUUAAGCAGUAUAACUUUUCAUGUACUGUUAUAAUUUAUCUGACAACUUAAAUAAAUAAAUAAAAACACAAGUUUCCUGUAGAAAAGUAUAAAUAUAAUGGGG
Molecule: messenger RNA, 2670 nt
Organism: Chenopodium quinoa (quinoa)
Lineage: Eukaryota; Viridiplantae; Streptophyta; Magnoliopsida; Caryophyllales; Amaranthaceae
Product: RNA polymerase-associated protein LEO1-like
Exons: 2
Coding region: 284-2473 (729 amino acids)
Molecular function (GO): calmodulin binding
Source: RefSeq, a predicted model, not a curated record